Messenger RNA from Topomyia yanbarensis, 1098 nucleotides. RefSeq lists its product as uncharacterized. Bases 1 to 1098 code for a protein of 365 amino acids. Lineage: Eukaryota; Metazoa; Arthropoda; Insecta; Diptera; Culicidae. Gene Ontology annotation, cellular component: extracellular region. Gene Ontology annotation, molecular function: chitin binding. The transcript is spliced from 2 exons. The record is from RefSeq and is a predicted model, not a curated record.
AUGUCAUCGGGUAGCUCCUCGGCCACUUGUCAGACGAAGCCGGACACCAGUGUCAUCGAUUGUUCAGAAAACAGCAUAGAUUCAUUCGUCUGCACGGGAACUGGAUUCUACCCGGAUCCGAGCUCCUGUGGAGUUUAUCACUACUGUGAAGGAGAAGGUGCCAUCUCGGAUGACUACGAUUGCCCGGAAGGGUAUAAAUAUAGCAGUAAGGUCAAUGCCUGUCAAAGAUCGGCAGCGAAAUGUGUUAAUGUGAACUGUUCGAAUAACGGGACUAGUGUGUUCACGGUUUAUCCUGCGGAUAAGUCUUAUUACGCAUUCUGCCAGUAUGACUACGGAACAAUACCACCCACAUUCCAGAAGGCGUUUAUUUUGUCUUGCGGCAAAGGAUCCACCUUUAACCCAUCGACUGAGAAGUGUGAAUUCAAGUGUACUCGACAAGGAUUGUUUGCUAAUACUGCAAAUCCGCAGCGGUAUUUUCAGUGCUUCGUUCUCGGUGGUAGAUACGUAUAUAAGGAACAAGUGUGCAAAACUGAUAGGAUAUUCGAUGAUAAACUGAAACGCUGUGUUGAAGGUCCAUCCAUUUCUGUCACCUCAAUACCGCCUACCACUACCACAACUGUACAAUCGACAUCCACGGUGACAAAAACAUCGACAAACACGGUAACUGCAACCCUAACUGCAACUCUUACAACGACCGAAAUUGCGAUAGACACUGUAACGUCUACUAUAACUCCAACCCUAACUGAAAGUGCUUCUUCCACGGUGACUAUAACGAAUACCCCAACACAAACUCAAAGUGCAACUUCCACUGUGACAGUAACCGAAAUCGAAACGUCAACUGAAAGUGAAACAUCCACAGCGACUGAAACCCUAACGCGCACUGAAAGUGCAACAAUCACCUCGACCAUCACUGAAACUCCAACAACAACUUUAACUGAUGCUACCACUUCGACCAUCUAUGAAACUCCAACGACAACUAUAAUUGACACAUCCACUGUGACCAUAACCGGCACUUCCACUUCGACCGUACACGAAAUCUUCGAAACUACGACAACUACUACACCACGACCAUCGUUGAAACUCCAACAACAACGUUAA